This is a messenger RNA of Eremothecium gossypii ATCC 10895, 2697 nucleotides long. It is a transcript of the gene TMA108, whose product is annotated as Tma108p. Lineage: Eukaryota; Fungi; Ascomycota; Saccharomycetes; Saccharomycetales; Saccharomycetaceae. Gene Ontology annotation, cellular component: cytoplasm. The record is from RefSeq and is marked provisional. Gene Ontology annotation, biological process: proteolysis; peptide catabolic process. The transcript has a single exon. The coding region runs from base 1 to 2697 and encodes 898 amino acids. Gene Ontology annotation, molecular function: peptide binding; zinc ion binding; metalloaminopeptidase activity.
AUGGAGGGGCAAGCAGUAAAGGCGACAAAGUACACGGUGAGAUUGCGGAUUGGAGCAGGGCAGAAGAAUUUCCAAGGCGAGGCUGAUGUGCAGGUGCAGGUGCCUGCUGGGCUGCGGCGAAUUGAGCUGCACGCUGCGGAGCUAGCAGUUGUGCGGGCGGCGCUCGGCGAUACGCCGUUGAAGGUGCGGUACGAGCGGGAGCGGGAGCGGUGUGUGCUGGAGGCGGACCAGGAGCUGGCUGGCGGCGCGGGUAAGCUGCAGCUUGCGUGGGUGGGGAAGGUCGGCCAAAUCGGGACGUUUCGGGAUGCGACGCAAGGCGUAUUUCGCACGAACGUAAUGAGCGAGACGACAGGCCGCUGCGAUGCGCAGGUUGUUGCGACGCACAUGCAGCCGACGCUGGCGCGCAGGGUGCUUCCGUGCUUCGACGAGCCGGUAGCGAAAGCGAUCUUUCAGCUGGAGGUCACGUGCCCGGAGCAGUUCAAGGUGGUGAGCAACGCCGAAGUGGAGGCGCGGGAGUGUGACGCCUCGGGGAUGCAGACAGUGUGGUUUCGGGAGACACCGCGGAUGACUCCAUCGCUCUUUGGCUUCUGCCUUGGGGAUCUGGACUUCCUGCAGACAGAAGCGCGCAGCGAGCUGACUGGGCAGACAGUCGCGCUGCGGGUCUUCUCACCGCAGCGUAUCCAGGAUGCUGCUUUUGGCCUGGAUGUCCUCCGUGAAUACUUGCCGCGGGUAGAGAGCUGGUUUGGCAAUCCGUACCCUUUGAAGAAACUUGAUCUGGUGCUGCUGCCUUUCCUUUCGGAUCUUGCAAUGGAGAAUUUUGGAAUGAUCACUGUGCAGAUGACCCAUCUGCUUCUAACUCCUAAUCAGCUUGGCGGUCAGAGGCGCACUCAGGCCAUACAACUUUUGUUACACGAGCUGGUGCACCAAUGGAUGGGGAACUAUAUCAGUUUUGAGGCUUGGGAGCAUCUAUGGUUUAAUGAGGCAUUUGCGACGUGGCUAGCCUGCAGUCUGUGCGAGGGCGAACAGUCGUACUGGCUUGAUGAGGAAUGGCUGGGACAAUGGGAGGAUAUUAUCGAAAAGGAUGCGAAGCCGGAGGUCAAGAGUAUUGUGGAUCUAUCUCGCCCGUCCGCAGUAUUGCGUAGCACUUCCGAUAUCUUCAAUGCUCACACGUAUAACAAAGGUAUUGCCCUGCUCAGGGCAUUGAGCGAAAUGGUCGGGAAACAAAAGUUCCAGGAGGGUGUUCGCAGUUUAUUUAAAGCGCCCAAACUAUUUCACGAGCAAGCUGUUACGCCAAUGGACUUAUUCGAAUAUAUGCAAGAAAUACUGGGACUUCAGAGAGUGAUCGAGUUUGUGACAUCGUGGACACAGACUCCUGGAGUGCCAAUUCUGCAUGUGAGUAUCGAUCAAGAUGGCGAUACCAUCGUUGAACAGCAUAGGUAUUCGGACGUCACAGAUAAUGAUCCGAUCUUUCACAUUCCUCUGAUGAUUAGGGACCAAGAAGGAAAAUUUCUUUUGGAUUGCCCUUACAUGGACCAUCGGAAGAUUAGUCUAACAGGCCUCAAUCCGUUAUUUUUAAACGCUGAUUCGAAAGGUCUCUAUCGUGUCUCAUAUGAGUCCUUAGCUUGUUAUGAAAAAUUAAAGAAAGGCAUCACAGAGGGCAAGUUAUCCUCUACUGAUCUCUACCGCUUUUUUACUGAUAUUGAUGCUAUCAUUGGUAGUCGGUAUCAGAAACCAAUUCAUCUACAGGGACUGCAUUCUGUCCUUGCUCAUAUGGCUGUCCUGGGCGUGGACAUUGGUAACUACUUCCACGGUUUAGCCAUUGGACUACGUACACUGCAGCGGUUAGAACUCUCUUUGAUGACAUAUAGAGGAAUGCUCAGAAGUGAUUACCUCUCAACUGUUUACCAGCCGCUAUUCAAGAAAUUACAAUGGCCUGAGACGUUUCUUGUUAGUACUCACAGUCAGUGGGAGCUAGAAGUGAUGCUGCAGAUAUUGUUUGGCAUGAGGCAGGAUCCAGCAGCUUAUGAGCUCUGUGCUCGUUACUAUAAGCAUAUUUUACAGGGUCCCAACAAAAGCAUACCUAUGCAGUUAGUAGGCAGUAUCUUCGCGGUAGUUGCCGAAAACAUGACCAACGUAAAGGGCUGGAAAAAACUAUUUGGAGUUGUGAAAUCUGCCGAAGGAAUUGCAUCUCAUGUUUCUCGUCAUGAUAGCUCGUUGUCCCCUGCCUUAGAAUUGCAAAAUGUUGCCCUUGCUAACCUCUCAUUUGCUCGUAACGAAGACCUCAUCAAGAAGACAUUGAAUUUUGUUUCCACAAAUAUUGAUGCUACUGGCAUAGACAUGGCCCUAUUCGGAAUGAACUACAAUUCCAAGCAAGAAGUGAACUCCACGGCACAUGGAAAAACCAACAAACAAGUGCGUGAUCUCGUGUGGGAAUGGUACAUGCUGAACUUCCCCAAUUGGGCUCGCAAGUCUCUCAGACAAGGCGCAGAAUCGGCAGAAGCUUUGAAGAAAACCUUUGAUAGUAUAUCUAUGGUUAUCUUUCAAAUGUGGUGUGAUCAGCCUGAGAAGAUUGACAUGUAUGUCACCACCCAAACUGCGAAAUUUGGCAAACUGCUACGUCUGCAUGAAAUAUGGGCCUUGGUAAAACAGAAUGAAGAAAGUAAAGUGACGAUAUACCAAGGCAUUUUGGGCUUCUGA